CAUGCCGGUGUGCUGUAUCAUGGGCUGGAACAGCCUCUGCUUAUAGUGCAUGAAGAAAUCACAGCAGUACUGAGCCCUAUUCCACAGGCUGCCUGAAACAGCCUCUGCCCACCAUGGGAGCAGCACAGGCUAAGGGAUUUGGUGAGCAAGUGGGUCCCCACAGCCAUGCAUCCUUUCAUCAUCAUCAUUCCCCAUCCCUCUGCAGGGAAGUCUUGUGUUUUCAGGCUGUUUUUUCCCCUUCUCCCAUUGUCCUCUCCAGCUACACAGGAAAUAGAAGACCAGCUAUUUCCUUGCUGCUUUUGUUCAGCUGAUCCCACAGCCCUUCCUCCCCAGCAAAGAACUUCCUGCAGCCCAGAAAGCCCCUGUAAACCCAGUGCCCCAAGGUUCACUGGCCAAGCUUCACCGUUUCCAUUUCCCAGUCAAUCAUUCUCCACUGCAUGCUCUACUGAAGGCAGCUUUGCAGAGGUCAGCCUUAGGCUUAUAAACUGUUUGCUGAUCCGGGACAGUGGUGCUGGGAGAAGGGACAGGUCUGGGAAGGCAGGGAAGGUCUCCUUUCUUUCUCACUCCAUCCCCGGAGACGAGAAGGCCACGUUAUGAUCCAGCAACAUCUGAGACAGCUCCUGCCAGAGAGGGAGAUGGACCCUUCUGCUGCCUUCGCCCUGCUCUGUGGCUCGGCAGCAGCCGUGGUGGUCUGGAAAUGGCUGGGCAAAAGGCAGAUCCAGAAGAGAAUGGAAGAGGCUCGGAGGACCCGGGAUGAGGGUGUGAAGAAAAUGGCAAAGGCCGCCCAGCAGUUCAGGGAGCAGGUCCCCAGUGUCCAGACAGAUGCCAUCCUGUCCCUGCCCCUGUUGGAACUCACUGGGAGACUGCGGGAAGGGUCUUUGUCCCCCAAGACUGUCCUCUACACCUACAUAGAGAAGGCCCUGGAAGUGACCCAGCAGACAAACUGCCUGCGACAUUUCAUCCCUGAGUGUGAGGAGCAGCUCCAGGAAGUACAACAGCAGAGGGAGAAAGGGCUGCUGUAUGGCAUCCCCGUCAGCAUCAAGGACCACAUCGGCCACAAGGGGCAUCUGUCGACCUGCGGGCUUGUGCAGUGCCUGGGCACUGUGGUGCAGGAGGACAGCGUCCUAGUCAAGGUUUUGAAGAGCCAGGGGGCCAUCCCUUUUGCAAUGACCAACGUGCCACAAUCCCUCUUCAACUAUGAUUGCAGCAAUCCCAUCUUCGGCCAGACCCUGAACCCCUUCAACGACCACAAGAGCCCCGGGGGCUCCUCGGGAGGGGAGGGAGCUCUGAUCGCAGGGGGAGGCUCCAUCCUGGGCAUCGGCUCGGACAUCGGCGGCAGCAUCCGCCUGCCCUCCAGCUUCUGUGGGCUGUGUGGGCUCAAACCCACGGCCGGAAGGCUCAGCCUGUCUGGAGCGAGUGGCCCAUUCAGUGGGAUCCUGGCAGUUCCCUGUGCUCUGGGGCCGAUGGCGAGGGACGUGGACAGCCUGGCCCUGUGCAUGAAGGCGCUGCUCUGUGAGGAGAUGUUUUGGCUGGACCCCACUGUGCCCCCCAUCCCCUUCAAUGAGGAUGUGUACUCCAGCUCCACUCCUCUGCGGGUCGGGUACUAUGACACAGACGGCUACUUCCCACUGCCCCCUUGCAUGCGGCGUGCAGUGCAGGACACCAGGAGGGCUCUGCAGGCAGCUGGGCACCAGCUGGUGCCCUUUUGUCCACCUCGGAUCCACUAUGUCAUGAAUGAACUCUUUCUGAAGACCUUUUUUGCUGAUGGAGGCCACGCUUGGUUGGACUUGUUCACAGGAGAUACCGUAGAUCCAAGCUUGAAAUCCCAGGUGAAUUGCUGCAGGAUCCCGAGGCUGGGGAAGAAGCUGCUGGCUCUGAUUCUUAAACCUCUGUUUCCCCGCCUGGCUGACUAUCUGAGUGCCUUGAGUGGAAUGAGCUCGGUGAAGGAGAUGUGGAAUCAUCAACAUCAAAUAGAGGUGUAUCGUACUGAGUUCAUCGCGCAAUGGAGGGAACUGGGGCUGGAUGUUGUGCUGUGCCCUGUCCUGGGGCCUGCCUUCACCAUGGGAUACCCUGGGAAACUGCUCACUGCCAUCUCCUCCACAAUGCUGUAUAAUGUCUUGAACUUCCCUGCUGGAGUCGUACCUGUCAGCACGGUGACAGAAGUGGAUGAGGAAGAACUAAAGCUUUACCAAGGGUACUGUGAUGACCCCUGGGACCGGAUCCUGAAACAGGCUGUGUCCGGAGCCGUGGGGCUGCCCGUGGCCGUGCAGUGCGUGGCCUUGCCAUGGCAGGAGGAGCUGUGCCUCCGGUUCAUGAAGGAGGUGGAGACCCUCAGCCAUGAGAAGAGAGUGGGGUAGCCUCCAUGGUCCCCCAUGCCCAGGGCCAGUGGCAACAUGAGAUGACAGCGCUGCACCACUUCUUGCAAUCAGCAGUGCAGAGACGACAGCGAGGAGGGAAGGAGGAAGGAAAAGCCAUUUCCUGCCCUGUCCUCCUUGCCAAUAACCACGGAUCCUGUAAGGAACCAAGAUGCCAUACAGAGGGUGGGACUGGUUUAAGCUGGGUUCAAAUGAUAAUACAUCCAUGAAACGCACUUUUCUGGAUGGAUGGACACCAUGGAUGGGGGUUCACCCUCAUUUUCACCUUUGCUGCCCCUUGCAGAAGCAGGGUGAUGCUGACAGCAAAGGAUUACAAAAGCUGAACAGUAUAGUCUUGCUGACACUGGAGUGACUUCCUAUGGAUAUAACUAUGGCUGCCCCGUAAGGAACACGGCCAUGUGAACCCUCCCCAUCACUGUAUUUUGCACACAAAAAUAAAAAUGUAGCUAUUAAGCAACUCUAUUAAUAAACUCCAGUAAUUGUUCACUGA
Pezoporus occidentalis (night parrot) is the source of this 2865-nucleotide messenger RNA. Its product is annotated as vitamin D3 hydroxylase-associated protein-like. NCBI's taxonomy places the organism in Eukaryota, Metazoa, Chordata, Aves, Psittaciformes, Psittacidae. Gene Ontology annotation, biological process: fatty acid catabolic process. Gene Ontology annotation, molecular function: amidase activity; fatty acid amide hydrolase activity. The record is from RefSeq and is a predicted model, not a curated record.